AUGACAUACACAUUGUCUGUGGGCCAACCGCUAAUUGACAAGAAUCCACAACUUCAGUCCUAUUACCAUUCCCUCGAGUCCAGAAUCGGAUAUCGAAUCUUUCUUGGUGGCACCCGACACUUCGGCUUCUACGAACAUGACACUUGGUGGCCAUUUCCCAUCUCACGCUCCUUGCGGGCCAUGGAGGAUAAGUUAGCGGGAUUAUUAGAACUUCCGCGCGGGGCCUCCGUCCUAGACGCGGGCUGCGGCGUCGGCCACGUCGCAAUUCACCUAGCCACCGAGCAUGGCUACAAAGUCCAAGGAAUUGAUAUCAUCGAGCAUCACCUGUACAAAGCGCGCCGGAAUAUCACCCGAGCCGGUCUGUCGGAGCACCAGGUCACCGUGCGCAAAAUGGAUUAUCACCACCUGCAAAGUCUGCGCCGCGAGAGUUUCGAUGGCAUCUACACCAUGGAGACCUUUGUACAUGCGACGGACCCCGAAUCCGUGCUGGCCGGUUUUUUCCGGCUCCUCCGCCCCGGAGGCCGGCUAGCCCUCUUUGAAUAUGACCAUGUUCUUAGCGUCGCGGACACCCAAGAGCAGGCGGCGAUGGUUGAGGAUAUGCGCAAGAUCAAUGAGUUCGCCGCGAUGCCGACCAACAGCCGGUCACACCCUGGGACAUUCAAAGAGAUGCUGGAGGAUGCCGGGUUUGAGGAUGUCGUGGUCCGGGACUAUUCGGAGAAUAUCCGGCCGAUGACGAGACUGUUUUUCCUAGUGGCGUAUGUCCCGUAUCUGAUUGUGACAAUGUUGGGCUUGCAACGGUACUUUAUCAACACGGUCGCAGGGGUACAGUCGUACCGAGGCCGUGACCACUGGCACUACCUGGCCAUCUCAGCCAGAAAGCCGGGAACGCCGAUCGAGCCUGCGAAAGAUCGUUGACUGUAAUAUAUCAUGUGUUCUUUCUAGUCAUGUUCUGCGCUUUUCACCAUGAGGCUCAUGUAUAUCACCUAGUCGUUUCGAAAGCGUGUUGUACAUCAUAAGUCUGUUUCAGGAGACCUACAAGGCUUCGCUUUGGAGAGGUUGAGCCCGACAGCCUGGGGGUCUAUCUCUGUCUCCCGUUUUGGUAUAUAUAUCCGGAUGCUGCCAAAUGGAGGAGCAGUGGUAGUUUUGCGGGGUAUGGAGAGGCGGGUACGAGUUAGCGUACAACUAUCCGGCCUACUUAUGUGCUCUCGAAUCUAAACACGAGCAGUGGCCAGGACAACAGCGUACACAAUAGACAGAUUUAUAC
This is a messenger RNA of Aspergillus homomorphus CBS 101889, 1264 nucleotides long. Its product is annotated as class I SAM-dependent methyltransferase. NCBI's taxonomy places the organism in Eukaryota, Fungi, Ascomycota, Eurotiomycetes, Eurotiales, Aspergillaceae. Gene Ontology annotation, cellular component: endoplasmic reticulum. Bases 1 to 915 code for a protein of 304 amino acids. Gene Ontology annotation, molecular function: sterol 24-C-methyltransferase activity. The transcript is spliced from 2 exons. The record is from RefSeq and is a predicted model, not a curated record. Gene Ontology annotation, biological process: ergosterol biosynthetic process.